AUGGAAACGUCAGGUAAUAAUCAUCAUAUACUGACAAGAUGGACCAGAAUAAGGAAAAGACCCCAACAACCAUUGACAGAUUUAACAGAAUUAUAUUCAAGAGUUGCAAAUGAAUCCAUUUAUUAUUUGAAAUUAGAAGAUCGAAAUUGUCUCAAGAAAUCCUUGCAAGGUUGGAAGGCACUCUCAACAGAGACUCUUUUCAAACUGACUUUAAUUGAAAAUUCACAUCCAAAUUUUACUUCAUAUACUAGAGAUGAAUCAAGUUUACAAAUAGGUAUAAAAGAAUUGUAUCAGAAAAGUUUGAAUCAUAUAGAAAGAUUACAAAAGUUAAUAAAAAAAGAGGAGGAGGAUAUCAAAGGGAAUCGCGAUAGUAUCGAUGCCAAUAAGAAACAUUUAACUACUUCAUCAUUUACUAGAAGUCGAAGGAAACAUUUCCCCUCACAAGCAUCGUCAACAACACCUUCGGGAAUCUACUACUCGAAGAAAAUGGUCACAACGUUAAGAAACAAUAGCAAUGACAAUCAUAGAGAACAUCAUUUGAAUACGAAUAUCUUAAAACAGAACAAUUCAUCUCCUUCUAUAACCCAUGUUCAUUAUCCAAACAUUUCGUCGCAGCCAGCAUCAAGACCAAUAUACCACUCUGCAUCAUCCACCUCUUCUAACAGUUUUAACUUGAAAUCAAAAGUAAAUUUUACGUCAUCAAAGCCGUUGAAUUUUUAUGACGAUAAUGGUACUACUAAUACUAAUAAGUUCAGAAAAAAUAAAGAUAUUCCUAAAGAGCAAAUGGAACAAGAAGGUGCCAAAACUGAUAUAAUAUUCAAAGAUUUCGAUGAUGUAGUAGAUACUACUGUCUGUACUGAUAAUGAUAAUAAUAAUAAUAACAACAAUAAUAAUAACGACGACCAAGAUACAACGAUAUCAACAAACAAAAGCGUACCGGAAUUCGAUCUGGAAGAUUAUUUCGAUUCCUAUUUAGAUUCAGAUGAAGAUAAACCAGAUGAUGAGGACACUUCUGACAUGAUUCGUAGCAAAACAUUAUCAAGUUUAUCGAAAUGUAGUUCUAAUACUUCAUCAAACUCGUCAUAUCCGUCUGUGAUCCCUCCAUUACCACCUUCUCUUCCGCCGUUACCACCACCAUCUUCAAUUGAGUCAUCAUUGAAAAAGCCCAUCUCUACCACGCAAAUAACGAAAAACUUAAAAGCAUUUAAUUCAUCUCCUGAAAUUCAAUUUCGUUCCUCGACUAAAGAUAAUCUUUCGCAUCGUAAGGCAGUUCCAUCGUCAUCAAAUUCACCUUCACCGACUCAUUCAUUGUUAUUAGCAAGAAACAGUGAUCUUACUUCUAAUAAACAGGAAUCAAAACUACUACAUCCAUCGUCGUCAUAUUCAUCAGCAUCAAAGAAAACAAUUUCUUCAGUAAGUCAACAACAACUUCGACCAAUAACACAAGCAGCUACAAAAGCCACAAAAGCCACAAAAGCCACAAAAAAAAGUUCUUCUACAUAUAAUAAAAAACCAUCAUCAUCAUCAAGCCAUAAUAACUUGCAAUCAAAUAUUCCAAAUAAAGUAUCAAAUAUUCAUCAUAAGAAAGUCAUUUCUAAUUCUCUCACAAAUAAACGUAAAAUAAAAUCACAAGUAAGUUCCGCAAAAUACACUACACAACAACAACAACAACAACAACAACAACAACAAUCUAAAACAAAAGCAUUGAAAUUACAAGAAAAUAUCAAUGGGAAAACAAAAAUGAAACUUAAAACGAAUGUACCAUCAACACUGACGAACCGUCCAAAAACAAAAUCGACAACAAAUAUAAAAAAGAUGCCCCAGGAAAAGAAAUUCACCUCAGCAGCAACUCCUUCAUCAUCAUUAUCAUCAUCAUCAUUAUCACCUCCUCCUCAUCCUCCACCUAUUGAACUAACACCGACACCACAAACAACAAUAGAACCUCCGCCAGAAGAAACAAAAAUAUUAGAGGAAAAGUUCAUAAACUCACUAACAGGUGUUGAUAAACAAGCAGCCAAACAAAUUCUUUCAGAAAUUGUUGUCCAUGGAGAUCAAGUCCAUUGGGAUGAUAUAGCUGGACUUGAAUCAGCUAAGAAUUCAUUAAAGGAAGCAGUAGUAUAUCCAUUCUUACGACCAGAUUUAUUCCGUGGAUUAAGAGAACCUAUCCGUGGUAUGCUUUUAUUUGGUCCACCGGGGACAGGGAAAACUAUGUUAGCUAGAGCCGUCGCAUGUGAAUCUCAUUCCACUUUCUUCUCAAUUAGUGCAUCUAGUUUGACUUCUAAAUAUUUAGGUGAAAGCGAAAAAUUAGUUAGAGCUUUAUUUGUCAUUGCGAAAAAAUUAUCACCUUCAAUUGUUUUCGUUGAUGAAAUUGAUUCUAUUAUGGGAUCUAGAAAUAAUGAAAAUGAAAAUGAAUCGAGUAGAAGGAUAAAAAAUGAAUUCUUAGUUCAGUGGUCUUCAUUAUCUUCUGCUGCAAUUUCAAAAGACACCGGAAAGAACGAUAUUAUAACAUCAUCCCCGGGCAGGGAAGAACAUAAAGAAGAAGAUAAUAGAGUACUGGUAUUAGCUGCAACUAAUUUACCAUGGUGUAUUGAUGAAGCAGCAAGAAGAAGAUUCGUAAGAAGACAAUAUAUUCCUUUACCAGAAGAAGCAACAAGAAUUGUUCAGUUCAAAAGAUUAUUGGCUCACCAAAAAAAUACAUUAACUGAAGAUGAUUUUAAUGAACUAAUUAAAUUGACCGAGGGAUUUUCUGGUAGUGAUAUCACUGCAUUAGCCAAAGAUGCUGCAAUGGGACCUUUGAGAGAAUUAGGUGAUAAAUUAUUAGAUACCGCAAGAGAUAACAUUCGAUCAAUUGAUUUAAAUGACUUUAAAAAUAGUUUAGCAUAUAUCAAACCAUCCGUUUCAAAAGAAAGUCUGAUUGAAUACGAAGAAUGGGCAGCCAAAUUUGGCUCAUCGGGCGCAUAA
Messenger RNA from Naumovozyma dairenensis CBS 421, 2961 nucleotides. It is a transcript of the gene SAP1, whose product is annotated as putative AAA family ATPase SAP1. Gene Ontology annotation, molecular function: ATP binding; ATP hydrolysis activity. Bases 1 to 2961 code for a protein of 986 amino acids. The transcript has a single exon. Lineage: Eukaryota; Fungi; Ascomycota; Saccharomycetes; Saccharomycetales; Saccharomycetaceae. The record is from RefSeq and is a predicted model, not a curated record.